Messenger RNA from Gymnodraco acuticeps, 1779 nucleotides. RefSeq names its product general transcription factor IIIC, polypeptide 5 (gene gtf3c5). Gene Ontology annotation, biological process: transcription initiation at RNA polymerase III promoter. NCBI's taxonomy places the organism in Eukaryota, Metazoa, Chordata, Actinopteri, Perciformes, Bathydraconidae. Bases 88 to 1695 code for a protein of 535 amino acids. The transcript is spliced from 11 exons. Gene Ontology annotation, cellular component: transcription factor TFIIIC complex. The record is from RefSeq and is a predicted model, not a curated record.
AACAUGGACACACACUGCUGUAAUUAAUUGAGCGCGCGUUCUUACUUCUAGUUUAUGGUUUAACUACAUGUUUGUUAAUGUGUCUGCAUGGAUAUCCCAACUCAAUCAUCCAGCAUGUCGGAGAACAAGGAGCUGAAGCUGGACUUCAUCUUGAAGGAGCUCACUCUGUCCCCGCAGGCUGAGGAGGCUGUCCCCGGCAGCUCGUCCAGCGUGGAGCUGCAGGACCAGAGGCUGGUGUGUGUGGAGUACCCGGCGGUGGUCAGCAGCGUGGACAGGAUGCUGGAGACUCUCGGGGGGGAAAGAGCCGUGUCCAAAACCUUUGCUCAUCCCAACAGGCGUCUUGAGCUGCGUUUCCGACCUCAAGAUCCUUUCUGUCACUCCCUGUGUGGAAACCGCUACCCAUCGAGCAACCUGGUGCUCAGAGUGCGGCGUCGGGUGCGAAAGAAGGACCCCAAAGACGUUGAGAUCCACAUGGAUAUCCUGGGAGUCAUUGCAACAACAUACAAAUUCCAAGGGAUGGCAGACUUCCAGUGCCUCGCUGUUGAUUCAGAAGGUGGAAAAGACACUUCUUUGUACGAUAAAAUCAUCCUGCGCAAACCCGAGAAUCAAGAUUUCUUUGAGAAGCCCAUUCCCCUGUUUAUUCCCCCGGCCAGCUUUUCCCGCCUCGACACCCCGGUGGAUUAUUAUUUCCGACCUGACGUCAAUCAAAAUAUAGCCCAGCCCUUGAACAAGAGCAACUUCAUCGGUUUGAAUCGAGCUCGUCGGCCCCACAACGCCAUCUUUUUCAGCUUCAAUGACCCAACCGUCCCUGGCGAGUGCCUCGAGGCGGCGAAACUCAACUGGAAGCGAGUCUGCGUGAAGGAGAGCGACAAGCAGGCCGAGGAACAUUUGAGACAGAUGUUUGAGACCCGGCCCAUCUGGUCCCGGAACGCAGUCAAGGCCAAUAUCAACAUCCACCCUGAUAAACUGAAACUGCUGCUGCCCGUCUUCGCCUACUACAUGGUGACAGGGCCGUGGAGGAGUCUGUGGGUGAGGCUGGGCUAUGACCCCCGGAAGACCAAAGAGUCCAAGAAAUACCAGCUACUGGACUUCAGGAUCCGCUGUAGCACCAAGCAUGGGUAUUCAUUAUCUGACAUGCCAGUGAAAGCCAAGAGGAGCGCUCUGAACUACAACCUGUCCAUCACAAUGAACAAAGCAGGUCCUCAGGCUGCGAGUGUGAUGGAGCUUCCCGCGCAGGAGGGUCUGGGCUCCACUCGGGACCCAACCCCAAUUUCCUACCAGCUGAAGGAGUCAUCCUACAUUUUCAAAGAGGGCAUGCUGCCUCCACACAGACAGAUGUUCUACCAGCUUUGUGAUCUGGAUGUGGAAAGUAUCAAAAAGGUGAUCGCUCAGAUUGCCGAUGAGGAUCUGCCCUGUGACGAGCGGGACGGCUGGUGUGUCCUCGGCACUACGGACAAACUGCGGGACAUGAUCUCAGCCAUGAUCAAGAAGGUCAUCCGAGCCAGUAAACCACCCAUGCCAGAACUCCCCAAGAGACGCAGACGCAAAGGCCUUGCAAUAUCCCCGGGGAGAGGCUCUGAUUCAGAGGAAGAGAACGACAACAAGGAUGACGAAGACGAGGAUGAGGACGAUGAGUUUCUGCCGUCGGAGGGCAGCGAAAACGAGAUGGAGACAGAAAUUCUGGACUACAUGUAACAAAAGACAGCCAUUUCCUGAUAGAGUUGAUAAGUCUGUAUUAUUUUUUUCAGUUAAAUCUAAAUAAAAAAGAAAGUAUUUCUA